AUGGAAGAAGAUGACAAAAAACCUCUUUUUCAAUUCUUCAAAUCAAAGAAAGAUUCUGAGACAGAACAAAAUCUGGUUGCUAAUGAAGAGAAACAAGACAAAAGUAUUAGUUCAAAAAUUGGUACUUUUAUAUCAACAUUUACUUCAAGUAAACCUUCAUCACACAAAACUACAAAAUCAAAAUCAAAAGAACCUGAACAAACAUAUCAACCUGCUUAUCCAAGAGAAUAUGACCUUCUUACAUCAGGACAAUUUCAAUCUGAAUCAGCUGUUCCUAAAGAUACUAGAUAUAUGAAUGAAGGUACAACAGAAACAACCGACACAAUGGGAAGUGUUAGUAGUUUCUCAACUACAUUAGAAUUUAAUAGAAAUACUGUUUUACCAGAAGAAAUGGCAGAAAAUCAAGAAUUUUUUAUGGGAAGAAAUACCAAAACACCAGAACGAUAUAUGACAAUUCGAAAUCAAAUUAUUGAUAUGUGGAAUGAAACAAAACCAAAUUAUCUUUCUAAAACACAAGUUAGACUCAAAAUGAAAGAUUGUGGGGAUGUUAAUGCUAUUGGAAGAAUUCAUAAUUUUUUAGAAAAAGCAGGAUGGAUUAAUAGUGGACCAGUUGUUGGAAAAUAUAUUCGAUCAAAAAAUAGAAUUCAAAAGAAAAGUAGUAAUGCUAAUACAUUUCAUCAUAGUGAAGGAAUAAGAAGUUCAAGUACAUCAGUAAUUAAUGAAAAUGAACAAUGUGGAAGUUUAAAAUUUAGUGAAGAAAUGGUUAGUUUUGAUGAGAGUCAUAUUAUUAUGGAAAAUUCAUUACUAUUAAUAAUGGAUUUACACUCAAGAUUAAUUAAUCAUUCUUUUGGAUUAUUAUUAGGACAACAAAUUACUCCAUUAUUAUAUGUCUUUGAUGGAAUAUUUCCAUUAAAUGUAGGAAUUGUUCAAUUACCACCACUAGAAAAAGUAAUUGGUAUUUAUCAUUCAAAUAAUGAUAUUUUACCAACUGAAUUUUCUACUUAUUAUCCUUAUUGGAGAUUUGAAAUUAUUUACAUGAGUCAUAAUAAUUCAUUCCAUUUCUUUAAUAGAACUAAAGGUGGAUUAGAAGUAAAGACUAUUGAAAUUAUUAAAAAAGAAACUGCAAAAAUUGAUUUAGAAAGAAGUCCUUAUGUUUCAUUAAUUAUGAAUUCAUAUGUUUUAUCUCAUUUAAAUGGAGAAUGA
This is a messenger RNA of Entamoeba dispar SAW760, 1203 nucleotides long. RefSeq lists its product as uncharacterized. The record is from RefSeq and is a predicted model, not a curated record. The coding region runs from base 1 to 1203 and encodes 400 amino acids. Lineage: Eukaryota; Evosea; Mastigamoebida; Endamoebidae. Gene Ontology annotation, molecular function: protein binding. The transcript is spliced from 2 exons.